This is a messenger RNA of Mangifera indica (mango), 4780 nucleotides long. RefSeq names its product pollen-specific leucine-rich repeat extensin-like protein 1. The transcript has a single exon. NCBI's taxonomy places the organism in Eukaryota, Viridiplantae, Streptophyta, Magnoliopsida, Sapindales, Anacardiaceae. The record is from RefSeq and is a predicted model, not a curated record. The coding region runs from base 47 to 4627 and encodes 1526 amino acids. Gene Ontology annotation, molecular function: protein binding.
CUCCAAGAAGGAAGAACAAGCUCUUGUACAAUAGCAACACCAUAAUAUGCUUUAUCACAUUACAAACAUUCUGGGCAGUAGCUGCUUCUUUUUCUUGCUUUUGCUUUCUUCCUUCUCAACAACUUAUGCUCUUACUGAUGCCGAAGCGUCCUUCAUCGCUCGUCGUCAAUUAUUAACACUCCCUAAAGAUGGGAAGCUACCAAUUCCUGAAUUUGAGAAAGCGCUUGAAGAAAAGUUUGAAAAUGAGAGGCUGAAGAGGGCAUAUGUGGCGCUUCAAGCCCUCAAGAAGGCCAUCUACUCUGACCCUUUUAACAUGACUGGUAAUUGGGUUGGGGCAGAUGUAUGCUCCUACAAUGGUGUGUUUUGUACACCUGCAAAAGAUGAUCCCAACGUCAGAGUUGUUUCUGGUAUCGAUCUUAAUCAUGGUGACAUUGCCGGGUAUUUACCAGCAGAGCUUGGCCUUUUGACGGAUCUGGAAUUAUUCCAUAUUAACUCUAACAGGUUUUGUGGAAUCGUUCCGAUGAGCAUGUCGACCCUCAUCAAUCUUAUUGAGUUUGAUAUCAGCAAUAAUCGUUUCGUUGGUCCUUUCCCAAGUGUUUGUCUGUACUGGAAAAAGAACCUGUAUCUUGAUAUCAGAUAUAAUAAUUUCGAAGGUGAAUUGCCUCCGGAGGUGUUUGAGCUGCCACUGGAUGUAUUCUUGGUCAACAACAACAGGUUCUCGAAUUGCAUUCCAGAAACAAUGGGAAAAUCGAAUGCAUCUGUUGUGGUCUUUGCUCAUAACAAGUUUACUGGUAGCAUUCCUAAAACUCUUACCCAGAUGAAAAACUUGACUGAAAUUCUCUUCAUUGACAAUCAACUUGGAGGUUGUAUUCCACAAGAAAUGGGACAGCUUUCUAGUAUGACUGUAUUUGAUUGUAGCUCCAACAAUGUCACAGGAAGUUUGCCUAAUAGUUUUUCAGAGCUGAAAAAUCUUGAGAUAUUGGAGCUUUCACAUAAUCAACUAACAGGAAGUGUGUCAGAGGAAAUCUGCAAGCUACCGAAACUGUCGAAUUUCACAUUCACUGAUAAUUUUUUCCAGGAAGUGGGUAAAGAAUGCAGUUCCAGGCAGAACUUUGUGAUGAAUGAUACAUUCAACUGUUUGGCUGGCAGGCCUGGUCAGAAAAUGGAAAAUAUGUGCUCUGCGAGCCAAACUGUGGACUGCGACGCAAUCUAUCAGAGUUGUGGCGGGUCUGAACCAGCUCCAUUACCUACACCUGUUCCAAAGCUGGUCACAGCAACUCCACCACCCCCUACAACAACACAGCCACCGGUUCCAGUGAUGCAAUCUCCACCAGUGCCUACUACUCCAUCAGCUCCUACAAAAACACAGCCACCACCAACUCCGGUGAUGCAAUCUCCACCAGUGCCUACUACUCCAUCAGCUCCUACAACAACACAGCCACCACCAACUCCGGUGAUGCAAUCUCCACCAGUGCCUACUACUCCAUCAGCUCCUACAACAACACAGCCACCACCAACUCCGGUGAUGCAAUCUCCACCAGUGCCUACUACUCCAUCAGCUCCUACAACAACACAGCCACCACCAACUCCUGUAUUGCAAUCUCAGCCACCGCCAACUACUACCCCAUCAGCUCCUACAGCAACACCACCAUCAGCUCCAGUCUUGCAAUCCCCACCAGAGGCUACUACUCCACCUUCCAAAGCAACACCAACGCCAGCACCCGUUUCGCAAUCUCCAAUACCUCCAACUACUACUCCAACUCCUGCAACACCAUCGCCAUCAGCUCCAGUAUCGCAAUCUUCACCACCGCCUACUACUCCACCUCCUAAAGUAACACUGCCACCGGCUCCAGUAUUGCAAACCCCGUCAGCACUUACUUCUCCGCCUCCUAAAACAACACCACAACCAGCUCCGGUCUUGCAAUCUCCGCCACUGCCUACUACUCCAGCAAAACCAGUAGCACCGGUGCCAUCACCUGAUCUAUCUGACCAAGCUCCGUUGAAGCCUGCAAAGCCUACACAGCCAACCCCUGCUCCUCAAGCACAACCACCACCAACAAAUCAGUGGUGGCCUUGGGCACAAACACCACCUGCACAGGAACAACCUAAACCAUCAUCUCAAAUUUCUCAACCACCAGAACAGCCCACUUCGGUGUCACCGCCACCAAAGCAAGUAGUUGAGCCACAAAAACAGUCCACUACGGUGCCAACAAUGCCAGAGCCUGAGGUUGAGCCACCAAAACAGUCCACUUCAGUGCCACCACCGCCAAAGCCUGUAACAGAGCCACCAAAGCCUAUUGUUGAGUCACCAAAGCAGUCUACUCCAGUGCCACCAUCGCCAAAGCCUGUUGAUGAGCCACCAAAACAGUCCACUCCGGUGUCCCCCUCAUCAGAGCCUGUGGUGGAGUCACCAAAACAGUCCACUCAUACUCCAGUGCCACCAUCGCCAAAGCCUGUUGAUGAGCCACCAAAACAGUCCACUCCGGUGUCAUCCCCAUCAGAGCCUGUGGUGGAGUCACCAAAACAGUCCACUCCGGUGUCAUCCCCAUCAGAGCCUGUGGUGGAGUCACCAAAACAGUCCACUUCGGUGCCACCACCGCUGAAACCAGUGUCACCUGUAGUUGAGCCAACAAAGCAGCCCACUUCAGUGUCACCGGUAGGUGAACCAGUGAAACAGUCCACUUCAGUGUCACCUCCACUGAAACCAGAGUUGCCUGUAGCUGAGCCACCAAAACAGUCACCACCAAAGCCAUGGUGGCCGUGGACACCAACACCUCCAACAUCAGAACCACCAACAUCCAUACCCACACCUACACAAUCAAUGUCACCAGCUCCAAUGCAACAACCAUCAACACCUACAACUACACCAACAAUAUCUACACCAAUACCACCAUCAAAAGUGCCAACUCUAGAGCCCCCGCCAGCUCCAGAGCCCCAACCAUCUAAACAACCAACUCCAACAUCAACAUCAACACCAACACCAACACCAUCAAAGUCACCAGCUCCAGUACCACAACAACCAUCACAACCGUCUACACCUACACCUAUACCAACACUAUCACAACCGCUAACUCCAAUGUCCCAACCAUCUAAACCAUCAACUCCUACACCAGCAACAUCAAUGCCAUCAACUCCAGUGUCACAACCAUCAAAACCGACUACAAUUACACCAACACCAGCAAAAUCACCAGCUUUAGUGCCCCAACCAUCUGAAUCAUCAACCCCUAUACCAACAUCAACACCAACACUAUCAAAACCGCCAACACCUACACCAACAACUACGUCAACACCGGCUCCAAUGUCACACCCAUCAAUGUCAUUAACACCUACUCUGGCACCAACACCAGAACCUGAUUCUUUUGCAGUAAAACCAAAGAAAAAACAGUUGCCAUCACCAACACCAAUACAAUCACAACCACCAAUUUCAACGCCACAACCACCAACUUCAACACCACAACCACCUGAGCAAUGGUGGCCAUGGACUCCAACAACACCAAACCAGGCACCAACACCUCCAACACCUUUAGAAGCACCCACAUCAACACCAUUAGAAAUGCCAAUACUGGCACCAACACCUGCAGCAGUAAAUCCUAAAUCAAAACAUUUGGCAUCAACACCUACACCAACACCAAAACUAGCUCCGACAUCAGAACCAGUAAAACCGUCAGCUCCAUCAACACCUUUAACACCAACAAAACCAACCCAACCUUUACAACCACCAACAGUUGCGGCCCUACCCCCACAUGUCCAAUCCUCACCAUCUCCUCCUGUAGGCACCACACCAUCGUCUCAAAAUCAAACUACACUUCCCCCACAACCACAAGCAGACUCACCGUCACCAAUGGUCAAAUCAACACCUCCAACCCCAACUCCAUCAAUGAGCUCUCCUUCACCAACAAGCUCUCCUCCUUUGCAAGCCCAUACUCCACCCUCACAAGUCCACUCACCACCACCACAGGCCCACACUCCACCACCACAAGUCCACUCACCACCCUCUAUGUCAACGGGCUCUCCUCCACCAAAAGCACAUGCCCCACCCCCACAAGUCCACUCACCACCACCGGGCUCUCCUCCACCACAAGCGCAUACUCCACCCCCACAAGUCCACUCACCAUCACCUACCCCAACAGGCUCUCCUCCACCACAAAUACAUACUUCACCCCCACAAGUCCAUUCACCACCACCUACGCCAACUGGCUCUCCUCCAUCACAAGCACAUACUCCACCCCCACAAGUCCACUCACCACCACUUAUGCCAACGGGCUCUCCUCCACCACAAGAACAUACUCCACUUCCACAAGUCCACUCACCACCACCUACGCCAACAGGCUCUUCGCCACCACAAGCACAUACUCCACCCCCACAAAUCCACUCACCCACAUCUACGCCAACAGGCUCUCCUCCACCACAAGCACAGACUUCAACUCCACCAACGAGCUCUCCUCCACCAACGGGCUCUCCUCCAUCAAAGGGCUCUCCUUCACCACAAGCACAGAGUCCGCCAACAACCUCUACUCCACCAAAAACAGAGGCUCCCCCAUCAAAAGACGAAGACGACUUCCAACUCCCGAAAAACGUUGGAGCCCAGUAUCAUUCACCACCUCCGCCAGUUUUCCAGGGCUAUUAAGACUGUACUUUUCUGAAAGGCUUGCACUUGAAACACAACAUCACUAUAUGCUCUAUUAGCUGAUUAACUUCUCACUUCAAGGAUUUGUUCUUUUCCCUUGUAUUCAUUGACGAGCGGAAAUUUUUGAGAAGCUUUUGUAAUAAAUAUGAUUUU